AUGAAGUUCAUCUCUGCAAUCGUCGCCUUCUCUGCCAUCGCCGCCUUGGUCCAGGCCGUACCUGUUGUGAACUCUGCCGCAAUUACAGAAACCGCUCAGAAAGCCACUGGAAACCCCAUAGGCACCGCUCAGGAAGCCACUGGAAACCCCAUAGGCACCGCUGAGAAGAUCAUUGGCCUCGCUGCCAAGCGCAGCCUCCAGGCUCCUGGUCUUUCCUCCGAGUCAGGUCUGACCAAGCCUCUUUCCGUCUCCCAACCCAGAGAUGUCGUCAAGCGCGAUGUCAAGGCCAAUGCUAAUGCUGAUGUCGAGAUUAAGGCCAAGAUCAACGCCAUCAUCAACGCUUACAUCCAUGCUCUCGUCGACGUCAAGGUCAAGGUCAACUUGGCUGCCAAGGUCCUCGCCGCGAUCAAAGCCAAGGUGGGCGUUCAAAUCACUAAUAAGCUGGAGCUCGAGAUCUUGGCUGCCAUCAAGCUCGCCAUCAAUGCCCACGUCAACGUCAAGGCCAUCGCUGGCAUUAAUGCCGAGAUCGAUGCUAUCCUCAAGCUCGUUGCCAAUGCCAACGUCAACGCUGUCGUUGAUGUCGCCGCCAAGGCUGUUGUCGAUAUCGACGCUCUGAUUGCCCUCAAGGUCGAGGCUAUUGUUGCCAAGGUCAACGUCAGUGCCCUCGUCAACGUCAAGGCCGCCAUCAAUGUCGCCAUCAAGGCCGCCAUCAAGGCCAACAUCAAGGCCGACGUCGACCUCUACGUCCUCGCCCUUGCCAAGAUCGAGGCGGCCAUUGUCAACGUCAAGUUGGACGUCAACGCCUUGGUCAAGGUUGCCCUUGUCGAUAUCCACGCUCUUGUUAACAUCAAGACCGAUAUCCAGGCCCUCGUUGACCUCAAGCUCAACGCCAGCGCCAAGGUCAACUAA
This is a messenger RNA of Linnemannia hyalina, 909 nucleotides long. NCBI's taxonomy places the organism in Eukaryota, Fungi, Mortierellomycota, Mortierellomycetes, Mortierellales, Mortierellaceae. The record is from the annotation of a GenBank genome assembly.